Penicillium brevicompactum is the source of this 600-nucleotide messenger RNA. Its product is annotated as mitochondrial 37S ribosomal protein bS21m. The transcript has a single exon. The record is from RefSeq and is a predicted model, not a curated record. Gene Ontology annotation, molecular function: structural constituent of ribosome. Gene Ontology annotation, cellular component: ribosome; mitochondrial small ribosomal subunit. NCBI's taxonomy places the organism in Eukaryota, Fungi, Ascomycota, Eurotiomycetes, Eurotiales, Aspergillaceae. Gene Ontology annotation, biological process: mitochondrial translational initiation; translation. The coding region runs from base 1 to 600 and encodes 199 amino acids.
AUGGACUGCCGCCUGCUGGCCCGCGGCCUCCGCGCCAGGCCAACCCCAUUCCUCCAACAAACCCAAGCACUCCCCCGAUUCUCCCUUCUUAACGUGCGCUACAACUCCUCCGACUCCUCACCAAGCACCCCACCAAGCCCUAAAGCCGCCGAAAGCAAACCCCAACCCCCGGCACCCAAGCCGGCCUCGGACUUCGAUGCCAUUCUCAACAGGCUCGACCUCAACCAACGACCGCGUGAAAAUGCCGCUCUCCAGAGCUCCUUUAUGACCUCCUUCAACCGGGUAAUUAACCCAAAUUUACGGUCCGCGUCUCGCGCAGCUCCGCCAGUCCGCAAGGUCGAGAUGAAGCUCGGACCUACUCUUGGUCGACAGAUUCCAGUUGAGCCUGAGCGUGGCGUUGAUCUCGGCAGUGCGCUCCGCAAGCUUGGUCAGACAAUUGGCCAGAACAGGAUUCGUCAGGACUCUCUUGCGCAGCGUUUCCAUGUUCGCAAGGGUAUGGUGCGCAAGCAGAAGAAGAUGCAGCGCUGGCAGAAGCUUUUCAAGGUCUCAUUCCAGGAUACUGUGAAGAAGAUCCAGCGUAUGCAGGCGCAGGGCUGGUAG